AUGGAUAACGCCUCCUCAUCCUACAAACUCCAACAGAGGUACGAUGUGCUCAUCAACUUCACUGGAAAAGACAUCCGCAAAAAAUUUGUUUCUCAUCUCAAUUGUGCCCUCUCUACUGUUUUGAAGUUUCUAAAAGUGCUUAACCCCAGUCACUCCAAGUAUUUAACAACAACCCCUGACUUUACCGGACUACCAAGUCUUGAACAACUCAUUCUGAAAUGUUGUCCAAGAUUGCACAAAACAGACCAAUCUAUUGGAUUCGAUGUGGGACUUCCAACAUUUUUACUGCUAAAUUUGAAGAAUUGUACAAGUCUAAGCAAUCUCCCGAAAGAGAUAUAUGAGUUGAAAUCUUUAAAAACUCUCGUUCUGUCUGGUUGUUCAAAGAUUGACCUAAUGGAAAACGAUAUAGUGCAGAUGGAAUCCUUGAUAACUCUAAUUGCUGAAAAAACAACUGUGAAACAAGUGUCUUUUUCAAUUGUAAGCUCAAAACACAUUGGAUAUAUAAACCUACAUCGAUUUGAGGGAUUGUCACGUAAUUUUUUUCCUUCUAUCAUUCGGUCUUGGAUGUGGCCAACAAUGAAUCUCAUAUUUUAUAUUCAUUCGUUUUGCAUGAAUAUGGAGGAUAAUAGUUGGGAUGAUAUUGCGCCAUUUCUUAGCACCCUUAGAAGUCUUCGAAAACCAUCAGGAAUUUCUAAGCAUCACUUCAGGAUUUCUUUAAUUGAUGUCGGAAGAUACCAUGAAUUCCUCAAUACUGACAACUAUAAGAUAUAUAAGGAGUCUUGUGAUGUUCUCUCCCAGCUAACAAUGGUCCUUAUUGGUUAUGCCAUAUGGGUGAGGGACAUUCUGUUUCUUUCACUGUGCGUCAAGAUAGUGACAUUAAGGGAAUGA
Vigna angularis (adzuki bean) is the source of this 888-nucleotide messenger RNA. RefSeq names its product disease resistance-like protein DSC1. The coding region runs from base 1 to 888 and encodes 295 amino acids. The transcript is spliced from 5 exons. NCBI's taxonomy places the organism in Eukaryota, Viridiplantae, Streptophyta, Magnoliopsida, Fabales, Fabaceae. The record is from RefSeq and is a predicted model, not a curated record.